AGGCAGAGGAGGGUCCCCGCUCCCCUGAGCAGGACGUAGGGCGAGGGGAGGAUCCGCUGCACCCCCCGGGGGCACCUGGCAGCCCCCCAGCAGCGCCUGGUGUCGCGGUGGCGGUGCCCAUGCCGGUGGCGGGGGUUUUGGAGGGGGACUGGGAGGGGGCUGAGGACAGGAGCACACCGGCCGGCCCCACGGAGCAGGCGCCUGGCACGGAGCAGUGCCCCGCUGGCACGGGGCUGGUGCCGGGCAGCCCCCCACGCCCCGACACUGACGUCUGUCCCCCGGGCUCUGUGACCCCCAAGACUUUCCUCUUGACCCCCGUGCCAGUGAGCCCUGGGGAGCCACUGGCUGUCGGAGGGGCCCACGUGCCUGAGGGUGUCCCUGGAGUUGGAGGAGCUGUGGCAGGGGAUAAACAGACUGUGCCCCCCGUGCUGGGGCCUGGGGACCUGGGGCUGCCCCCGGAGGGGACGGGGGUGGGUGAUGCUCCGGGGGGUCCCAGCACGCUGCUGCCAAGGGCUGAGCCAGCCCCGGGCCUCUCCCCGCUCCCGUCGGCCCCUGAGCGCCGCGAGGAGCCGGAGGAGGAGGAUGAGGACACGGAGGACAGCGACGAGUCGGACGAGGAGCUGCGCUGCUACAACAUCCAGGAGCAGAGCGAGGAGAGCGAGGAGGAGCCGGUGGCUGUGCCCAUCGUGGUGGCCGAGAGCCAGAGUGGCCGGAACCUGCGCAGCCUCCUCAAGAUGCCCAGCCUGCUCUCCGAGUCCUUCUGCGAGGACCUGGAGCGCAAGAAGAAGGCAGUCUCCUUCUACGACGAUGUGACCAUCUACCUCUUCGACCAGGAAAGCCCCACGCGGGAGCUGGCUGAGCAGGGCUUCCCAGAGCCCCCCCUGCCUUCGGGGCAGCCCCCCUGCCUUCGGGGCACCGCUCCCUGCCAGUGGCAGCCCCCCCAGCCCCACGGACAAGCUCGGAGCCUCGGACGACUCCUCAGAUGGCAAUGCCUCAGAAGAGA
Molecule: messenger RNA, 1003 nt
Organism: Manacus vitellinus (golden-collared manakin)
Lineage: Eukaryota; Metazoa; Chordata; Aves; Passeriformes; Pipridae
Product: serine/threonine-protein kinase LMTK1-like
Exons: 2
Biological process (GO): brain development; peptidyl-tyrosine autophosphorylation
Molecular function (GO): protein tyrosine kinase activity
Source: RefSeq, a predicted model, not a curated record